Messenger RNA from Papaver somniferum (opium poppy), 648 nucleotides. RefSeq lists its product as uncharacterized. Lineage: Eukaryota; Viridiplantae; Streptophyta; Magnoliopsida; Ranunculales; Papaveraceae. The transcript is spliced from 2 exons. The record is from RefSeq and is a predicted model, not a curated record. The coding region runs from base 1 to 648 and encodes 215 amino acids.
AUGCAGAGGCUCAGAGAAAGUUUACAGUGUUUUGAGUUUCCAAAAUCUGUGCUUGAUGAUUUUGAUAAGUUACAGAGGGACUUUUGGUGGAAUAAGGACAAUCCAAAAAAAGCAUUUUACCCUAAAGCUUGGGAUAAUAUUAGAGCUUCUAAAGUUGCUGGAGGUAUUGGGAUUAGAGAUCCCUAUAAGGUUAAUAUAUCCCUCCUAGCUAAAUUAGCUUGGAGAUUGUUGAAAAAUCCAGAAGAUUUAUGGGUCAAGAUUCUUAGGGGGAAAUAUUUCCCAAGAACACACCCUUUUCAUAAGAAAAAAGAUUAUGAAAUUUCUUGGAUUUGGCAUAAUAUUAGGUUGGGUCUGCAAGUCAUUAAGGAUAAUAGUAUAUGGCAAGUAGGAUAUGGUAGAAAUAUACAUGUUUCGUCGGAUAAUUGGAUUCCUGGGAUGGGACGAUUAACCAAUUGGCGGCAUGAUGAUAUACAAUUUGUGUCUGAUCUUAUUGAAGCUGAUGGUGGAUGGAAUAUGGAUCUAAUUGAUUCUACUUUACAACCUGAAAUAGACAAUAAAAUUAAAUCUAUUAGCCUCACAAAAAACUCCCAUGAUUCGUUAAUGUGGUUGGGUAAUAGAAAUGGAAAAUUUACUACUAAAUCUGCGUAA